Messenger RNA from Choloepus didactylus (southern two-toed sloth), 1860 nucleotides. It is a transcript of the gene PTGR2, whose product is annotated as prostaglandin reductase 2. The coding region runs from base 122 to 1177 and encodes 351 amino acids. The record is from RefSeq and is a predicted model, not a curated record. Lineage: Eukaryota; Metazoa; Chordata; Mammalia; Pilosa; Megalonychidae. Gene Ontology annotation, molecular function: 15-oxoprostaglandin 13-reductase [NAD(P)+] activity. Gene Ontology annotation, biological process: prostaglandin metabolic process. The transcript is spliced from 10 exons.
UGCAGUCAGCGAGCCGAGCUCUUGCGGAGAGCCGGGGUAGUGAACCAAGCCCGGCAAACCGCGCGAGAUUUUCCUCCCUCGAGACCCGCAGAGAAACCUUGGCAGACCUCUGCUCAGAGUGAUGAUUGUACAAAGAGUGGUAUUGAAUUCCCGACCUGGAAAAAAUGGUAAUCCAGUGGCAGAAAAUUUCCGCAUGGAAGAGGUCAGUUUACCAGAUAAUAUCACAGAAGGACAAGUAAAAGUUAGAACUCUUUAUCUUUCUGUGGAUCCUUACAUGCGUUGUAGAAUGAAUGAAGAUACUGGCUCUGAUUAUUUAACACCUUGGCAGCUAUCUAAAGUGGUUGAUGGUGGGGGCAUUGGAAUUAUAGAAGAAAGCAAACAUACACAUUUGACUAAAGGAGAUCUUAUGACUUCUUUUAAUUGGCCUUGGCAAACCAAGGUUAUUCUGGAUGGAAAUAUCCUUGAAAAGGUAGACCCACAACUUGUGGAUGGACAUCUUUCGUACUUUCUUGGAGCUAUAGGUAUGCCUGGUUUGACUUCCUUGAUUGGGAUACAGGAAAAAGGUCAUAUAACUGCCGGAUCCAAUCAGACAAUGGUUGUCAGUGGGGCUGCUGGUGCUUGUGGAUCCUUGGCUGGGCAGAUUGGCCAUUUGCUGGGCUGUUCCAGUGUGGUGGGAAUUUGUGGAACAGAAGAGAAAUGCCUCCUUUUGACUUCAGAACUGGGCUUUGAUGCAGCAAUUAAUUAUAAAAAAGGGAAUAUAGCAGAACAACUGCGUGAGUUAUGCCCAGCUGGAGUGGAUGUUUACUUUGACAAUGUCGGCGGUGACAUCAGUAACACCGUGAUAAGUCAGAUGAAUCAGAACAGUCACAUCAUUCUGUGUGGUCAAAUUUCUCAGUACAAUAAGGAUGUGCCUUAUCCUCCUCCACUGCCCCCUGCUGUAGAGGCCAUUCAGAAAGAAAGAAACAUCACGAGGGAAAGAUUUCUGGUAUUAAAUUAUAAGGAUAAAUUUGAGCCUGGCAUUCUACAGCUGAGUCAGUGGUUUAAAGAAGGAAAACUAAAGAUUAAGGAGACUAUGAUAAAUGGGUUGGAAAACAUGGGAGCUGCAUUCCAAUCUAUGAUGACAGGAGGUAACAUUGGAAAGCAGAUAGUUUGCAUUUCAGAAGGAAUCACUUUGUAAUCUCUGUAAGAGUUGUCAUCAAGGAAAUCACAGAUUUCUAUUUUGCACAGAUUUUCAGGAUACAUUAAAAAAAAUCGUAGUUUAUGGAUAGCUUUUUAUUUAAACGUGGUCAUAGGUGAUAUUUUCUUGGAUGCUUAACAUAAUUCUUUCUUAGAUUUUAAGUAUCAUAUAUACAUUCUACUUCCAACAUAUGAUUAUUUAUAGUAAUAGACUGAAGUCAACAUGAUUAUUUUUCUUUCUUUUUUUGCUUCAACUAAUAUUGCAUAUAUUUGUAUCAGAUAUUUUGAAGAUACUGGAGAUUUGAUACAAUUGUUAAUGGAUCAUAUAAAAUAGAACAUAAGCAAUUAAUUUUUAUUAAUUUAAAAAUAGAAUACUGAAGAUGUACCUUUUUAGUUCAGAUCAUUUAAAAAAUAAUAUUAAAAUUUAACAUUUUUCUGUCAAUAAGUUCUAGAAUUUAUUUGAAUAGUUGUAAACUUCCUGGGAAUAUCAACCUUGAUAGUAUUGGUUUUCAAAAUAGGUUUGCUAGAAAGGAAAAUCCUUUGUGAGCUUUUUAUGUAUCUGCCAGUAGUUGAGUCACAUAAAUUUGUAUUUACCCAGUUAUGAAGUGGGCAAAAUGUGGUUUAUCCUCUGAUUAAUAAACAAAAUACAUUUGGUUGUGGACAGUUUCCUUUAAAAUAAAAGAG